AUGGCCACCGAUACCGGCUCUCGUCCUUGCUGCAGUAGCCACACGAGCGAUGACAACAAUACCAAUGGAGUCACAGUUGCAGCUAAUGGCAAUCAUGAAGGCUUCACCGCAGUUCAGACCCGCCAAAACCCUCACCCACACGUCUCAAGAAAUCCGUAUGGCCACAAUGCUGGUGUGACGGAUUUCCUUAGCAAUGUCUCCAGAUUCAAGAUCAUUGAGAGUACUCUAAGAGAGGGAGAGCAGUUUGCCAAUGCCUUCUUCGACACCGAGAAGAAAAUCGAAAUUGCGAAGGCCCUGGACGAUUUUGGUGUAGACUAUAUUGAACUCACCUCGCCCUGUGCCUCCGAGCAGUCGAGAAAGGACUGUGAAGCUAUCUGCAAGCUUGGAUUGAAGGCAAAGAUCCUCACCCACAUCAGAUGUCACAUGGACGAUGCCCGGAUAGCGGUCGAAACUGGUGUCGAUGGAGUUGACGUCGUUAUUGGCACCUCGUCCUACCUCCGUGAGCACUCUCACGGCAAGGACAUGACCUAUAUCAAGAAUACCGCCAUCGAGGUCAUCAACUUUGUCAAAUCCAAGGGCAUAGAAGUCCGCUUCUCCAGUGAAGACUCUUUCCGAUCAGACCUGGUUGACCUCCUCUCCAUCUACUCUGCCGUUGACCAGGUAGGUGUCAACCGCGUUGGUAUCGCUGAUACUGUUGGCUGUGCCUCCCCGCGCCAGGUGUACGAGCUCGUCCGUGUGCUCCGUGGUGUUGUCAAGUGUGACAUUGAGAUCCAUCUGCAUAACGAUACAGGAUGUGCGAUUGCCAACGCAUACUGUGCCCUUGAGGGAGGCGCCACGCACAUUGAUACUUCCGUUCUAGGUAUCGGUGAGCGAAACGGCAUCACUCCGCUUGGUGGGCUGAUGGCCCGUAUGAUCGCCGCGGACCGCGACUACGUGCUCAGCAAGUACAAGCUCGACAAGAUCAAGGAUAUCGAAGACCUUGUUGCCGAAGCCGUACAGGUUAACAUCCCCUUCAACAAUCCUAUCACUGGCUUCUGUGCUUUCACGCACAAGGCCGGCAUCCACGCCAAGGCCAUUCUCAACAACCCCAGCACCUACGAGAUCAUUAACCCAGCCGACUUUGGCAUGACACGUUAUGUGCACUUUGCCUCUCGCCUCACAGGCUGGAACGCCAUCAAAUCUCGAGCUCAGCAGCUCAAUCUUGACAUGACUGAUGCACAGUACAAGGAGUGCACAGCCAAGAUCAAGGCUCUUGCCGACAUCCGACCCAUCGCUGUUGAUGAUGCGGACAGUAUCAUCCGCGCAUACCACCGAAACAUCAAGCUCGGUGAGGACAAGCCACUUCUCGACCUAACCGAAGAACAGACGGCAGAGUUCGCAGCGAAGCAGAAGGAGAUGGCAGAGAACGGUGUCGAGGUUUCAGCAUAA
Nannizzia gypsea CBS 118893 is the source of this 1428-nucleotide messenger RNA. Its product is annotated as homocitrate synthase. Gene Ontology annotation, cellular component: mitochondrion. The record is from RefSeq and is a predicted model, not a curated record. Lineage: Eukaryota; Fungi; Ascomycota; Eurotiomycetes; Onygenales; Arthrodermataceae. Gene Ontology annotation, molecular function: homocitrate synthase activity. The coding region runs from base 1 to 1428 and encodes 475 amino acids. The transcript is spliced from 5 exons.